Messenger RNA from Nematostella vectensis (starlet sea anemone), 2311 nucleotides. Its product is annotated as ras-related protein Rap-2a. NCBI's taxonomy places the organism in Eukaryota, Metazoa, Cnidaria, Anthozoa, Actiniaria, Edwardsiidae. The record is from RefSeq and is a predicted model, not a curated record. Gene Ontology annotation, molecular function: GTPase activity; GTP binding. Bases 1041 to 1655 code for a protein of 204 amino acids. The transcript has a single exon.
GCUGCCUCAGUGACAAAGGGAGAGAGGGUGAUUUUAUUUGGUUACAUAUGCCUUUCUGGCAGCCCAAAGGGGGCCAUCCCCCUAGAUCCGCUACUAAAUUUAUUAACAGUUAUCGUACCCCAUAGUAGGCUCUCACGGUGCUGAACCCGAGAACGUGAACGUGAACGUGACCUGAUACCGAGAGGGCGAGCGAUUACGUCAGCGCUUUAGUGGGCCCGUCGCUCCAAGUACCGGGACACAGGGAGACCGUUUCAUUUUAUUUUUGUUUGUUGUGUUAAUGUGGAUACAGUUUUUGAUUUAAAUUGCACGACGUUGUAAGUCUAAGCCAGCAUGUUUGGUAUUUAAAAAUGUGGGUCCAUGUUUAUUUUUCUGUUUUUCUGUCGUUUUAUAUUUAAUUGGAAUCGAGUUGGCGUUUAAACGAAGUCGGUGGCACAUGCUUGCGUAAAACCCUGAAGGCCAACGCAAUCCUGCGAUUUUCUGACUUGAGAAUCAAUCUUGAUCAGAUUAAAAAAGUAACACACUCUUGUUUCGACAGGGGAUAAUCAUACGAUUUUUUGUAAGAUUCUUUAAAGGCGACUUGAGAAUCAGUCUUGAAAGGACCGUCCUUUCAAAAAAUAAAAAUCAUUCUCUAUUUUCGUGUUUAAGGAAAAAACACUUAACCAUUUGUUCCUGUUGUCUUGCAUGACGACACAAAUGAAAUAAUGUUAAAACUUAGUUUGUAAUUAAGGUGUUUCUUUGCCUCUAAAUUGAAAGAGGCACUAGAAAUUGUUAACAGUGACAAUUGGAAAUGGGAAUCGCUUAUGUGAAAGGAAAAUCGAUUAUUACGGGAGCGUCGAUUAUAAUUCAUUGAUACACCUGCCAAAAGGAAUUUGACGUCACUGUGUCUAAAAUUGUCAAACCGGAAAGAAGUUAGCAUUGCCACUCAGUAAACCGUAUAAUAUACGCAGCAAAAAAAGACACGUCGCGUCUUGUUACACAUAUCAUAGCGAAAGGCACAUGAGGCAGAGUUUUCAACCUACGAAAGUAACACUUAAGAGACCAUGAAAGAGAAAAGAAAUAGUUUACAUGAGAUUGCCGUCUUUGGCGGUGCAGGAGUUGGGAAAACAUCUAUUGUGAAAAGAUUUUAUUGUGGAAAAUUCAGCGAGGAAUACGAACCUACAGUAGAAGACUGUUAUAGCAAAGUGCUGAACAAAAAUGGGAGCAUAAUGGUUUUGAAUACAACUGAUAGCAGUGGCAGCUACCAGUUUCCCGCGAUGCGCGAGGUUGCGAUCAAGCGGGCUUCAGGUUUCAUCUUGGUCUAUUCCCUAGACAGCAAGUUCUCGUUUGAAGAGUUGAAGAGACUUCUCUAUGAGGUUAUAGAGAAAAAGAAGUCUGCGGAUAUCCCUGUGGUCUUGGUAGGAAACAAGAAAGACUUAGAGGAACAGCGUGAAGUCAGCAGCGAACAGGUUGUCAAAGAAGUGAUGGCGUUCGCGCGAGAGAAAGGUUGCGAGGGGAAACUAAACAUGCGACAGGUUGAGACAUCCGCCAAGGACGAUUGUAACAUAAGUGAUGUUUUUGAUGAAGUGGUGGACAUGUUAGAGGACUGCACACAUAGUCCGUGCGAGAAAAAGAAGCGAUUUAAGCGGAUAAUCAAGAAUAAAUGCACAAUAAUGUGAACAUUAUAGAAGAAAGUGUCAGUUCGAUCAUAUACUUAUUAGAGCUAUUAUUCCCUAUUAACUUAAAAAAGAGCUAAGCUUGCAGUAUGUUACUAGAACAUUCGCUACGUAUUCUUCGGCUUUAAGCUAUCUUUUUUUCGUAAUGUUUAUUAUAAAUGCGACAGGAUACUGGCGCAACGGUACUUUUGCCAAACAGAAUAUGAAACUUUAGCAGAAAAGAAGAUAUUUUCUGAAAUGUUGCACAAAAGAUUAAUAUAAUAGAAAUAUGAUAGGCUCGACAAGCAUCCAAACAAACAAGAAAAACAGAAGAAAUCAAAAAAAGAGAAGAAACUGUAUUCUAAAGAUAUUCCAAUGAAAUAUAAGUAUUUGAGAAGAGUCUAUUUUUUGCGUGGUUAUUUUUAUAAGAAACUGUCACUAAACAGAAUUCCACUUGUCUUCCAAGUGUCUCGGGAUAGCGUUGCGUCAAUUUAUGUUUAUAUAAGUUGGUAUCUUGAAUUUCCCAACUACGAUAUAAAUAGAAAACGCUAUCCUCUGACUUAAAGAUGUAGGCGCCUUGUAGCUAUUUUUAUAUAGUUUUUAGGUUAUGAGUAAAGUGAACUCUUAAUACAAGCUGUGUUGUCAAGAGCAGACCAUCGAAUAAAGGCGCAAUUAGCACA